Linum trigynum is the source of this 613-nucleotide messenger RNA. The record is from the annotation of a GenBank genome assembly. NCBI's taxonomy places the organism in Eukaryota, Viridiplantae, Streptophyta, Magnoliopsida, Malpighiales, Linaceae.
AAUCCUUAUCUCGUUCCUCCAAAAAAAACCCACCAGACCACUUCUACAUUCUCUCUCCUUCCUUCCUCCAUUUCAACCCACCACACCAGACCACUCAUUCCUUCUCUUUCCUUCCCUCCUUCAUUUCAGGUUUACACACCACAGCGACCGGUCACGGAGGAGAAGUAGAAGCACAACAGCGGUCACGGAGGAGAAGCAGAGGCGAACGUUGAGGCAGGGCCGGGAGGCGAGCGGAGGGAGCAGUGACAUCCCCAGCGCAGGAGAGGCGAAAAUGGGUAGGGAAGGGAAGGUGGGGAUGGCGAUGGGUGACGCACGGAGGCCUGGGGUCGACGGGGAUGGGAGAUGGCGAUGUCGGAGCAGAAUCGAAGAGGAGACGAAGUCAGAAUCUGGCUCGCGGUGUCCAUUCGUCGGGGAGGGUGGGGAGGUGAGACGGAGUCGUCGGGGAGGAUGGCUGGGGUUUGGAUGGCGGAGGGCGGAGGUGAUGGCAGAGAAUCGGAGGGUUCGGAUAACUGGCGGGGCUUUGGAGGAGGAUGAAUAAGAAAGAAUUAGGGUUGGGGUUUGGCCGGAGGAGGGGGUCGUUUUCACUGAUGGUGAAUAACUGUGUUUUAUUAAA